This is a messenger RNA of Cynoglossus semilaevis (tongue sole), 5853 nucleotides long. RefSeq names its product family with sequence similarity 110 member B (gene fam110b). Bases 1828 to 3249 code for a protein of 473 amino acids. The transcript has 4 exons. The record is from RefSeq and is a predicted model, not a curated record. Lineage: Eukaryota; Metazoa; Chordata; Actinopteri; Pleuronectiformes; Cynoglossidae.
AAAUGAAUCAAUGAAUAAAAGGAACAGCACUAAAAUCCAGCUCUAUUACUCACAGGUAAACAUAGGUUUUAAAGUCAGGUAGCGUCAUCGUUUACAUGAACAAACCGCAUUUCUAUCCUGACUAAUGUUUAUUAAUAUGUAUUAGAAAAAUACAUGAUUUACUUAGCUGUCAUCAAUGACCAAAAACAGACCAAGAUGAAAGCCUUGUGAAACAUAUAAACUGAUUGUAAAUGUAGACUAGACUAGAUAAAUAUGUCUGACCUGAUCUACUAUUAUCUAACCUGUCAUAGAGCAGCACAAUAUUGUUGUGUUGUUAUUAUAAUACAAAAACAAAGUUAGUGACUGUGCACAUGUGAUUUAAAUCAGUGUCUGAUUUAGGCGUGAGUGUCUAUGGUUUUUGUAGAUUAAUUAAUCAAACUGGCUCAAAAAAGGGAGCUUUUCCACCUCUGCUCUUGCGGCCCUAGAGAAGGUGCGGUGGCCCUUUAAAAAUGGACCUCUCCAUCGUUUUGAAUGGGGGAGAACCGUCUGUCCAAUGAUAUGUGACUUUACCAGGUAGUUUUCCAACAGACAUGCUUGGAUUUAAGGGAGACCAUUUACAGAGUGUGUAUUUAUGCGUGUGAAUAACGACCGCAGCUCUGUCUAAAGCAUUGGCUUAGCAUUUAGCCAUGGUUUGCACCCCCCGCUCACAGCAUCACUGUCAGGGCAGACGCUGAACUCCUGGCAGCCGCACAGGGUCAAUGCAGCCAGGCGAACAGGAAGUGUCGUUUUUAACUUCAAAAUAAAAGUCACAGCUGAGAAAAUGAAAUCCAUGAGUUAAUGGAACGAGACCGCUGUUUGUGUGAGAGACAGCCAUUGACCACAUCACGAGAUUAACACCACACAACUGCUGGUAGUGUUUACCUCGAUGUUACCUACAAGGUGAUACAGAAAUGCACUGAUGGAAUUUCUUAAAAGCCAUUCUUUCUUUUUAAAUAGAAAUAUAUGGUUGAUUGAAUUUAAAAGUUCUCAAUUAAUUUAAAUCAUUAUAAUCUAUGUUUAUAAAGUAAGUGAUUCGUAGAUAGGCAGAGUGGGCCUGUCACAAAAUGGCACAUAUAUAAUUAUGAAGCAUCAAGAAAAUAAGUUGUUGUUAGGAGCCUUGUUACAUAGUCUUGUCGCUGCAGCUUGAAAUCGAGCGUCUCCGGCCCUUAUUUUGAAAUGUCUGACCGGAAAUGCAGCCUUGUUGACGUAGAAAGUGACGGCGGUGCUGCUGGCUGGGAACAGGAUGCUGUCAGGCCGAACAUACGCACCGACCUAACGGAGAGAAACCGCAGCUGCUGUGGCAGCGGCAUCCUUUGUUUUCUGGAGCCGGAUUAGCAGUGUUCACAUCUGUGGUCACCUCAAGCAGCGGUCAAACGGCCGUAGAACGUGUACUACCCUUCAGCCUGUGCUUCCGCUAAUGGCCUGUGGGAGCACUGAAAUGCCCUCAGAGCUUUUCUCCUCUCAUUAUAUCUCCGGUCACUGCUGUCUCUCUCCUUUGCCCAGACCUUAAAGUUCUACGUUGUUGAGAUCACGGGAGGAGGACUGUCAAAGUCAGAGCUGCUCACCCAAAUUCAUCCUUCUGGCCGAGCAAUGCAGUAGAACUUUGGGCUGCAUUUCUUUCUACUCUACAGUCGGGCUCCUUUACAUGGUCAUUACAAUGGCCAUGAGGAGGGCUGAGUGCUUUGUCUCGUUAUAAACUUUUGCCACCUCGUGUCUUCAUGUUUUGGGAGUCCUCCGGUUCUUCCACCCUCUGUCAACCCCCCCACACCUGCUGCCACCACGGCCGGCCACCCCGCUCGCCUCGUUGCCAUGCCGACAGAGACACUGGCUCCGGACUUGCAAGAUAGCAAGGCUUCUGGCUCUGCGACGGCCUUUGGUUCUGCCGUGCCCCUGCGUAUCCUUAACAAGGGCCCUGAAUACUUCAGACGACAGGUGGAACCCAACCCCAAGCGCCUUAGUGCAGUGGAGCGUUUGGAAGCUGACAAAGCCAAAUACGUCAAGAGCCAGGAAGUUAUCAACGCCAAGCAGGAGCCCAUCAAACCACCUGUGCUGGUCAAGCCUGCCGUCUGCCACACCCUGCUCUCCAAGAGAGGCUCAGGGAUUAGUGGUGGUGGAAAUGGAGGUGGGAUAACGUUUAAAGCAUCCAAUAACAACGCCAAGUCAGACAAAUGUGGGACUAGCAGCAGCAGCAAAUGGGAGAAUUUAAACCUUGAGAUUUUGAAAAAUCUGCUGAACUCAUCGUCCUCUUCCGGAGCAGGAUCUGAAGGACUAGGAGGCGGAGCUAAGAGUGCUGUGAUGAGGUCAUCAGGUGCAAUGACCAGAAGCUGGGCAUCCUCGGGGAUACCGUUAACGUACAGAUCUACAAUCACACUAAAUGAACAGCCACCAGACCUGGCCCCCAGUCCCUGCACCUCACACUCCCUACGCUCCUUCUCCCACUCCCUAAAGGUCCUUCCUAUCACCAGCGGGGGGCGUCACAGUCCACAACAGUUAGAAAACCUCAAUCUCAGCAGACGUGUCCUGGAUGAGGGACGAGUCGGCGAUCGCUCUCGUUCUCCGCCACUGCUGCCCCUCAACUCCCACUCCUCCUCCGAUCUCCUGCGGCUGUGCAACGGCAAACCCCUGCGCAGCGCUCGGUCCAGCAGUUCUUCAGCUCCACCCCUCCCUCCAAAACCUAAGUCGGCUUCUCUGCCUCCUCCUGCACUUUCUUUGUCAUUGCCUCCUUCUCGACCAACUCUCUCCCCCCUAGCCUCCGACAACACGCCGCAGUCCUUAUCGUCUGAUUGUGAAAACCCUCCCCACCCCCCGGCCGAUUCUAAUCAGGAGCCGGAGCUCGGCUCGUCUGUGGCUCGUCGCUCCUCGCUGCACAGAUCAAAGUCAGACCUGUCAGACCGUUACGCCCGCGCCGGGGCCGAUGUGGAACGCUUUUUUAACUACUGCGGCCUUGACCCUGAGGAGCUCGAGGCAGUGACCCCAGAAAACUUUGCGAGGGCCAACUCGGACAUUGUUAGCCUGAACUUCCGAUCGGCCUCCAUCAUCUCCUCCGAGUGCGACCAGUCGCGGCGCUCCUCUAACGACGGGCUCUCAAACGGGGACGAUGCUGAGGACGAGGAGGAGGGCGGAGAGCGCGUGCCUUACGGCAUCUCGGCGGUGGAGCGAAACGCCCGAGUCAUCAAGUGGCUGUACAGCAUCAAACAGGCGAGAGAAACACAGAAAGUCUCCCACGUCUAGGAAACAGCUGCACAGCUCUGGAAAUGGACACAAAUUCACUACGUUUUGAGACUGAACAUGAUGCUGAACUGACAUUUUAUUGAAAAACUGUUGAAGAUGGACAGAGGUGUGGUAGGUCUGACCAGGUGAAAUGUAAAAACAAAUGAUUUAAGCUGAGAAAAGUUAUUUUAAGAAAUAAGGACGAGGACUUUUCUGCUAAGAGAUGAUGAACUACACUAAAAACACACGCAGAGGAACAGGGAAGAGAGGAAUAUGAACGUUAUAUUCAGUCUGGAGAAACAAUGUAAAUGACCUUAAAGGUUAAACAAACACACAGUUUCAACCUAUAAAUAGAACAUUUGUUUGUUCAAAGAACAAAAAAAAACUGCUUACAAACCCAUAAAAAACACCACAUCACCACCAAUCAGCUUUGACUUUUAAAUCAUUUCUGUGUUUUGUUUGAAACACAGACACCACAUCCUCACUAGAUGAUGCCACUACUUCAAAGCCUCUAAAAUGAGACUCCAAAUACACAAUUUAUUGUUUUUUACCUAUUUUGGUAUUUUCUACAUUUCCAUUUCCAGUUGUGUUUACGUACAACAUUCCACAAUAAUAAUCAUAAUAAGAAUUCAUAGUUACAAAUGAUCAAAAAAGAUUUGAGAUGGAUUUUUUUGUUUUGUUUUUCUUUUUGCCUCAGUUUACAGUAUAAGACGUUAAGUUUAGAAAAUGUAUUUUUCUUCCUGUGAACUGCCAUCGUCUGCUCUCUCCACAAAUGUCUUCAAGGUCCGUGGACAACAAUCAGCUUUUUUUUUGUACUAAAGCAAGAAUAAUUUGUACAUGUUUCCUCGUGCAGAGAACAAAACAGAGAGUGUGAUUGUUAUUAAUACGACUCUUUACGUUCUCCAAAUGCUGACGAAGAACGACGUGCAUCCCUUUAAGUUCUCUGGGAAAGACCUUGUCCUUUUAGUGUGUGAAGGUUCUGAAGACCCCAGCAGCUUCAGUAAACAGUCCUCAGACCGUUAGAACUCAGUUCCAUUUAAACUUUAGCUUGACAAAUCGUUAGUUAUUUGAAUAAGUCGUUCAGGAAGAUGCACAAAACUCCAGCUUGGCUAAAAAUAAAUUGUGAUGCAGUUGUGACAAACAUCUUCACCUGGUGUACAGUAGGUGUCACUGUUUCUUGUCUAAUUCCCAACCUGUGGGUGCCGUACUGGCACAGGGCCAUGGGUCAAAAUAAUUCAUUUUACUUUUUCUUUUUUUUUGAUUGAAUAGACUAAGUGAUACAUCAUAAAAAAGCUCACUGUGUGGUGAACAUUUAUUAUAGAAAAAAGUGGUGAAAGAGUGACUUUAAAAUGGGACAAAGUCCUGUAAUGAGACAAAGAACAAGAGUCGUCUAUAUUUCAUAAACCCACCAGGCCCGCUCUGCUUUUAUAAUUUGUUUUUAUAUCAGUUGUAUCUUUUUUUACCUCUUUGUUUGCUACAACUUGAAGUCUGUCGGUCUGUUUUGAACCUCUGCUCCGAGGUUAAACUGUGAAUAGGUGUUUCCACUCUGACUGGGUUUGUUUUGUUUAUUUGCAUGAGUAAGAUGGUAGAGCUGGAGUCUCCGUUGAAUGAACGUGAUGCUGUGGAACAAUAUAAUAGAGACCAAACUCCAUCUGACAAGAACUAGAAAGGUAGUGAUGCUGAUUCACUGUGUGGUCAUUAUGACGUCAGCAGGUUUAGCACCGUUCUUCUUACUUAGACUCAUUGAUAAAGCUGUUUGCAACGAUGUGGCAAAAAACUCCAUGAAACCCAAAUGUGACAAUUGGAGGCGUGUGUGUGUUUGGUCUGUGGAGCUGUACGGUCAUGAAAACAUCAUGGUCGGACUAAAGAGUGUGUGUUUCCUGUGAUAAACACUUUGUUAGUCCAUUUCAGUCUCCUCUAAAACAUCUGUCAGACAUUUCUGGAGCAGUUCCUGUAGACCAGAGGUCUCCAACCACUGGGUUGUGGGUCAGUGCUGGGCCGUUGGUCAUUUGUUACCUGGCUACCACGAAUAAGUAACACAUUUUUUUUGUAUUUUAUUGAACAUGACCAAAUUGUUUUUGUUCAAACCUCUGACUAAUUUCCCUCUUAAUUCCAGACCCAGGUCAAAAUCAAACUCUUUCUGUGUAAUAUGUGCUGUUCAGUAUUAUGUUGGGUUUUACCUUUAAGCACUUUAUACUUGUGUUCUAUUGUAUUAUUUUAUUUUCCCACCCAAACAUGGGCCACAAUAUUGUGGAACCUAGAACCGGUCCGUUGUGCAGAGGCGGUUGGAGACCUUUACCACAUACAGUAGAUACAGGAAGUCAUUAUUCCUGUUUAGUUACAGAUGUGGAGCAGCAGUGGGUUUAUUUCUAGCCACCCUGCUGUUAAAUAAAAAAAAGUCAUUAUUAAAGAUGUGCCAAAUAUUAUAGGAAUUGUAUUUCUCUGCCUGUGCUACUAUUUAAAAGUUUAACUUUUGGUUUAAAAAAGUAUGCCAAGCAGACAAACAUUUCUAUGACAACUUGAAAAACAAUCAUAAUUUACUGAAAUAACAAAUCUGUUUCUCUUGAAUAUUCUGUGUUUCCAUCACAGAAUCCCUUCUUUACACUAGGUCCCAAACUGAAAACU